This is a messenger RNA of Pyricularia oryzae 70-15, 3113 nucleotides long. RefSeq lists its product as uncharacterized. Gene Ontology annotation, biological process: protein processing. Gene Ontology annotation, molecular function: metalloendopeptidase activity. Bases 606 to 2945 code for a protein of 779 amino acids. The record is from RefSeq and is a predicted model, not a curated record. Gene Ontology annotation, cellular component: plasma membrane. Lineage: Eukaryota; Fungi; Ascomycota; Sordariomycetes; Magnaporthales; Pyriculariaceae. The transcript is spliced from 4 exons.
GCAUCGUCCCAUUAGCAGCAGCCUCAAAGCUCAGAGCUUGCUUGGCAAACUUUGGUAAGGUUGUUCGGGGGGCUGCCUAAGAAGGUCCGAAUCGCGUUAGCUUUGGCCGUGCUGUGCCGCUCCAAAUACGUUUCGCGCGUCAUUACGAGUGAUCGUCGGUGCAUUACUCCGCCCGCCAUCAAUCAAUCAAUGCAUUCAUCAUCUGCUGUUUGAUUCCUUAUUCACUUCAUUUCUUGAUUGCUCCUUCUCCAUCUCAUCCACCCAACCACAACGCAACCGCGGCUGUUGCCAUUGAGAGGAGAGAUCAUCGUGACACAGAGCAAGCAAUCAGGACACAAGCUAGUUCCGUCAAGGCAGGUCCUCGGAACACGGCGUCAUCCAAAUUAUCCUUUCCCCGACUUUGCACCACCCCAACCUCUGUUACCCGCCAAGCUUAUCAGUCCCAACCUAGGGAUUCAAGUUCAAGUACCUUACUCUUUCACCGGUACUACUAUCCUUUACGUACGGUACCUACGGUACUUUGCCUAACCUAGGCCCCUACCCUACUCACCUACCAUUACCGGUAGUGGUAAUUGCCGGAAGGACAGACAAGGCUCCCCUCACCAAUGGCAUCCCCGGCCGCAGAUCCACGCGUGGACGACACUCGGAGCCACGGCCAUGCUGGCCGCUCUGCAGCUAAUGAGUCCACCCCACUGCUGGCUAGACAGGACGAGGAGUCGAGAUCCUCGCAGCCUGCCCUCUGGGAGAAAAUAAAAGCCUGGAGGCGCGACCGGGCAGUUCUCGCCGCCCUGUUGCUUCUUGUCGCUGUUGCUUUAGUCGUCACCAUAGUUGUGCUUGCUGUCAACCCACGUGGCAGCAGCAUGAAUUCCUCAGGCGCCCUUUGCCUGACGCCCGCGUGCGUUCACGCCGCCUCCGAAUUCCUAUAUAACCUCUCGCCAAAGUAUCAACAGCUUGAUGCCUGCACCAACUUUGACGAGAUGGUCUGUGGCGGGUGGCGGCAGGUUCAUAGCUUGAGGAGUGACCAAGGUCUGGCCAAUGCCCUCUCCUUGAUGAGUGACAAUGGCCAGACCCUGUUGCGCACCAUCCUCGAGAGCCCCUAUCCUGACCAGUCGACACACUCCAACUUCUCUCCCAGGAACCUCGCCGUCGACCCCGCAGAUAUUGAUCGUGAGAACUUUAAUCAGCUGCAGCGAGCCUACAACUCAUGCAUGGCUGUCGACGAGCUCAAGAAAGUCGGCAUAGAGCCCAUCCAGGUGGUUCUUUCCGAGGUCUCGUCCACAAUCAAGGAUACCAAGGACCUUUCUGAUACUAUCCUCUACAUGGAGAAGCUUGGAAUUCCUCACUUUGAGAACCUGGGCGCUUCCGCCGACGACAAAGAUCCCAAUGUCAUCGUGAUAUCUGCCUCGCCACGUACUGCUCCUGGUCUCUCCUCAAAAGCCUACUAUUCCGACGACAGUGUUGUAUCAGCCUACCAAGACGCCAUGCAGCAGGUCUUGAAGUCUGUUCUUCCCAAUGCUACAACGGAAGCUAAAGGUCUUGCGGAGUCCAUCGUCAAGCUGGAGAAGGAUAUUGCCGCUAUCACCCCGAGUUUGUCUCAGCUUCGAGAUGUCACCAAGACUUACAAUGUAAUGUCGCUUCAAGACACUGCCAAACUUGCCCCGCAACUUGGCAUCGACAAGGUUUUGAAGGCUCUGGCUCCGUCCAACUACACGAUUGACCGCAUGAUUACUGCCUAUCCUGAAUUCUUGGGCAACGUCUCCCAAAUCUUGAGCUCCACCAAGGCUGAAACAGUCAAGGGUUUCUUGCAGUGGAAAGUUAUUCAGGCUCUGGCGAGCGCCGUCGAUGCCCCAGAGCUCAAGCCCUUGACCCAAUUUAACAACAAGCUAGGUGGUAGAGACCCUGACGCGACCCCUGAACGGUACAGGACGUGCCUCUCUGCUGUCGACUCUGGGCUCGGCUGGACCUUGUCACGCUUCUAUGUCGAAGCUGCUUUCUCUGCGAAGGCCAAAGAUCUCGGAAAUCAGGUCAUCCUUGAUAUCAAGGAUGUCUUUAGUGGAAGGAUCGACGCUGCCGAUUGGAUGGACAAGGAUGCUCAGAAAGUCGCCAAGGAGAAGGUCAAGAACAUUGUGCAGAAGAUAGGCUAUCCGGAGCAGUCACCCAACAUCACGAACCCGCAGGCACUCAAGGACUACUACGCUUCUCUGAGCCUUGGUUCCAGCCACUUCAACAACACACUGGAGUUCCAACGCUUCGAGGUUAGAGAGAGCUGGGCCCAGCUCGGUAAACCCACCGACAAGAGCACGUGGGGAAUGACUGCAUCCACAGUCAAUGCCUACUACAACCCCCCGUACAAUGAGAUUGUGUUCCCGGCUGCCAUCAUGCAAUUCCCUCUGUUUGGGGAAGGCCUCCCCAAUUACAUCAACUACGCCGGCUUCGGCGCUGUCGCUGGUCAUGAGCUGAGCCAUGCGUUUGACAACAACGGCCGACUCUACGAUCUCAACGGUUACUUGAAAGAUUGGUGGUCCAACAAGACGAUUGAGGAGUUCACGAAGCGGGCGGAUUGCUUUGUCAAGGAGUAUAGCAACUUUACAGUCCAAGGCACCAACGGCACCAUCCACGUCAAUGGUGAGCAGACAUUGGGAGAGAAUAUUGCCGAUGCUGGAGGUCUCUCGGCCGCAUUCUCGGCGUGGCAAGCUCGCACCAAGGACACACCUGACCCGCACCUGCCUGGACUCGAGUUCUUUACUAAGGAGCAGCUUUUCUAUGUUGCUUUUGGCAAUGUUUGGUGCUCCAAAUACACUCCAGAGGCCCUCACUCAACGCGUUAUUGGUGAUGAACAUUCGCCAAACAUGUGGCGCAUUAUGGGCACCGCCAUGAUGAACUCGCGCGGUUUCAAACAGGCCUACAACUGCCCCAUCAAGGAGCCUACAUGCGAGAUUUGGUGAGGCGAGUUCGUUUGAUAUGAGGUAUUGGAAAAGAAACGGUCCUUUGUUCUAAUGUGGCCCUAUCCACGACCCCAGGCAGUGUAAACCUGAGGUCGAGUAUGUCAUUUAAUUUAUUAUUACAAUUCUUGUCUUUACCAAGUAACAGAAUACAAGUCAUUGGAUAGGCAA